This is a messenger RNA of Pseudocercospora fijiensis CIRAD86, 975 nucleotides long. RefSeq lists its product as uncharacterized. The annotation marks the transcript as partial. Gene Ontology annotation, molecular function: gamma-glutamylcyclotransferase activity. Lineage: Eukaryota; Fungi; Ascomycota; Dothideomycetes; Mycosphaerellales; Mycosphaerellaceae. The record is from RefSeq and is a predicted model, not a curated record. The transcript has a single exon.
AAGAAUGAGACGGUGCUCUAUCUGGCAUAUGGAUCGAACUUGAGCAAUGAAACGUUUCGAGGGAAGAGAGGCAUAAAGCCGUUGAGCCAGAUCAAUGUUCAGGUGCCUGAGUUGCGCUUGACAUUCGAUCUGCCUGGCAUACCGUAUGUGGAGCCAUGUUUUGCGAACAGCGCAAAGCGCGAUCCGGAAAAGGAUGCAGAAGGCAUGGGCACAUGGGGCAGAUGCGGGAAGGAUGAGAAGUCGCCCCUGCUAGACAAUAGCUCUCGACGGCGAGAAAAGUGGCAUAAAGGCUUGAUUGGCGUGGUUUAUGAAGUCACAGCUGCCGACUACGCACAUAUCAUUGCGACCGAGGGUGGUGGAUCUUCGUACAAAGACAUCCUGAUAGACUGCUUCCCGCUUCCAACAGCCAGUCCAUGGGAUCCAGUGCCGCAGAAUCCAAAUACUGAGCCCUUCAAAGCGCAUACACUCUUUGCUCCGGCAAUUCCGCCAGGUGAAGAGCCGCCAAAGGAUGGCGGCAGGUUCCAGAGACCAGAUACCGAAUACGCUCAGCCCAGCGCCAGAUACCUCAAACUGAUCACUGAUGGUGCUGCGGAAUGCAACUUGCCAUGUGAGUACCAGGAUUACCUGCAAGCGUUGCAGCCAUACACCCCCACCACGACCAUGCAGAGACUUGGCCAAUUCGUGUUUCUGACGGUUUGGGGCCCUUUAAUAUUCUUCGUGCUCCUUGGUGGCGAGAUUUUCACGGGCAAAGACGGCCAGUUGCCAGCCUGGCUGAAGGAACUCACUGCUGCCCUUUUCAAGGCGGUAUGGGCAAGCUAUGAUGGUUUCUUUAAGCCGCUGUUUGGGGACGGGGAAAGAACGAUUGAUGAUGAUGAAGGAGCGAAGGUACCGACAGUUCGAAGCCGUGGUAGGACUCUGCUACGAAAGAGAUGUUUAGUGGACGUUGAGCGUGCGACAGAGAAGAGCGACAGAUAA